Clunio marinus is the source of this 2498-nucleotide messenger RNA. Lineage: Eukaryota; Metazoa; Arthropoda; Insecta; Diptera; Chironomidae. The record is from the annotation of a GenBank genome assembly.
UUGGUUUAAGAAAGCUUAAACGUUAAGUUUAUUCAAAUAGUAUUAUGGUUUGUGAAUUAUCGAAAUUAUAUGACAUUUCACAAGAAUUAGCUGUAAUAAAAAAUUGAUUACCAGUUGAGCUGAUAAAUAACUAUAGACGUAAUAAAUAUUUAUGAGAAUAAAAAAGGAUAAAACCUUUAUUCAAUUUAUAUCAAAGUUUGUGUUAAAAGUUAAUCAAAGUGACGGAAAAAAUGAAAAGAUCAUCAAUUAAAAGUUACACAUUGCCUGAACCAACUUUUAUUCCUGAGAAGUCUUCAAUACAUGGAGAUGUAAUUAUAACAGAUCUACAAUCAGCAACAGCUUCGACCGAUGCGUUAGUUGGACGUGGAAAUUGGGGAAGUCCCGUUGAAUUUGUCCUUGCUUGUAUGAAUUAUGCUCUUGGACUAGGAAAUGUUUGGCGUUUUCCUUAUUUAUGCUUUCGAAAUGGUGGUGGAGCUUUUCUUGUACCAUAUAUCCUUAUGGUGUUCCUUGUUGGUCUACCAGUGUUCUUUGCUGAGCUUUUCAUUGGACAAUAUAGCGGACUGGGACCUAUUAAAGCUUUUCAGUUCCUCGCUCCACUUUUCAAAGGUCUAGGCUACUGCGCAACACUCACAACUGCAUUUGUGGCAAUUUACUACAUGAUGAUAAUCUCGUGGGUAAUUUUUUACAUGUGGACAGCUUUUUUCCCGAGUCUUGUUUGGGGUUCUUGUGAAAACUCUUGGAAUUCAGAUGAUUGUUUCAGCAUUGUUGAGGAUAUUAAAUGUCAAGAAGGAAACAAUAAUGACGCAAUGGAUAGAAUCUAUUAUAUGAGAGAGUGCAGAACUGUUACAGAAGUAUGUGGUAUCUUCAAUUAUAGUGGUGUUAACGUUAAUUCUUGUAGUAAUUUGACUAACAUCCUUCCGAUUACUGAUGUCGUUAACCGAACUCUUGCAGCUGAAGAAUUUUUCUAUGACAGAGUUUUGAAUAUUAAUGGUGCAACCUGGACUCAAAAUUGGGGAUGGCCCCAAGGACAUUUGGUUUUAUGUUUGGCAUUUGUUUGGAUUUUAGCUUUCAUUUGCCUUUUCAAAGGAGUUAAAUCGGUUGGAAAAAUUGUUUAUUUCACUGCAACUUUUCCUUAUGUUAUAUUAACUGCAUUACUCAUUCGUGCUAUAACAUUGGAAGGGUCGAUAACUGGAAUAAAGUUCUUUAUCACACCUGAAUGGACACGGCUUCAAUCUCCUGGCGUAUGGGGUGAUGCUGCAAGUCAAGUUUUCUUUUCAUUCAGUUUAGCAUGGGGAGCUCUAAUUGUUUUUGCAUCAUAUAAUAAGUUUUCAAACAAUUGUCACUUUGAUGCAGUUUUUGUGUCCAUUUUGAACUUUGGAACAGCGCUUUACAAUGGUGUUGUAGUAUUUGCAAUUUUGGGAUUCUUAGCCAAUACAAUGAAUGUGUCUGUUCAAGAUGUAACAUCUAGUGGGCCUGGCUUAACUUUCAUAACAUAUCCGGAAGCUAUUUUAUUAAUGCCGCUUCCUCAAUUAUGGGCCAUUUUAUUCUUCUUCAUGAUGCUGAUUCUUGGAUUAGGAUCACAGUUUGGAUCUAUUCAAAUGCUUUCGUCUAGCAUCGUAGAUCAAUGGCCACACUUAAGAGAACACGAGUGGCGUGCAACAGCUGGCGUUUGUAUAGCAUGCUUUAUUGCUGCUUUACCUCUCACUUGCAACGGUGGAAUUUAUCUUCAAAGUUUGAUUGAAUGGCAUACUGCUAGUUGGAAUUUGUUCUUGAUUGGAAUCGGUGAGGUUGCAGUUCUAUCAUGGGUGUAUGGCAUAAAUCGUACUCUUGAUAACAUUCUUGAGAUGGGAAUGAAAUUAUGGAAGCUUACAAGAUAUUAUUGGAAAUCGGUAUGGGUGUUUAUUACACCAGUCAUGCUUACUGCUAUCUUCAUCUUCAUGAUGACUGAUCUGCAGUCAACUGUGUUCAGAGAAUAUGUUUUUCCAAAAUGGGCAGACGCGAUGGGCUAUGUGUUUGGAUUAAUAACACUUGUUCCAUUCGUUGUCUUUUUCAUUAUAGAACUUAUUGAUAUUCAAGCAGGAAGACAAACUUGGAAAGGUCUCUUAAAACCUUCUGACAAGUGGGGUCCACAAGAAGUUGAUGGAAAAUGGAUUGAUCGUGGAAGAUUAUAAAUUAUAGAUAUUUGUUAAAAUAUAUGCAAAAUAUGAAUUAAAUUUGAAAAACCAACUGCUAAAUAAAUUUCACAUAAAGCUUUGUUUAUUCCUUGAUGAUAACUUUUAAGGAACAAUUAAAAAAGGAUUUUCCGAUGUUCACAUCGACGCGUGGUAGAUACGUGAGCUUAUUCAAGUUGAAAAUUUGUAAAAGCAUCACGAACGAGGAAAUCUUGCUGAUAAAGACAAUGUGAUUGGUGCUUAAGAAAGAAAUGUUACUAGAAAAAAAGGAUUUUGUGUUUCCUUAUCACGUUUCAAAUAUGUUGCUGCUUUAUGUGGUGAGAAAAU